AUGAUUAACGACUCACGAACCCGUCCAACGCCCGACCCCAAUUAUCCCUCGGAGCAACCUCGCGUUUCCAAGCGAGUCAGCCGUGGCCUGUUCUCGUUCUUUUCCAGCAAAGGACAACAGUCUUCCCAGCCCCAGUAUCCAGCAGGAAAGCAGCGGCCUGGGCCACUGUCUGCUUCCGCCUCGAUCGUUCCAGCAGACCCCAUCGCUCGACGUUUCGAUCACAUCUCAUUGACUUCAAAUGCACAGCGUAACGACCCUGCGUUCUCACGAGACCCGUCGAAACAUCAUGACCAUCCUAUUGUGGUUGGUCCGGGUGUGCGGGCCCGCCUGGAAGGCUAUGCAGCCGUGGGCACCGAGUUGGAGAACCAUGAGUCCUAUGUAGGCCAAAUCCAGGAACAGCUCCCGUCUCGUCCUCCCAUUCAACAACCACAUGCGUCCGCGCCUCCGAAUGCUAUGAAAACUCAAGACAGUGGCUAUUACAGUGGCUCAUCGCCGAGUAUGACCCCCUCGACAUCACAUUCAGGCUCGACAGAGCUGAAUCCAGGUUUCUCGGCCAUGACCUCGAUCAUCUCAUCCCCGUUGCCCAGGCAGCUGGUUGUCCCUCCCGAAAUUGCUGCGCACCGAGGGCUGGUCGACCGCGCGACGUCAUCUAUCGGUGACAGUGGAGAUAUGGGGCGUGAACGCCCGCAAAUCCCACCCCCGGAUUACGACUCCGAGGCGUUGCCUGUCCAUCCCGUGAUGCAGCGAAACGAAUCUGCUCCAGAACUGCAUCAUGCCGCAGAGACGCAGAGGCCGCCGCCUCGCGCACAGUCUGCUCCCCCAGUGCCAGUCCCAGGGCCAGCACCUCCGAGAGAGUCUGUCGAACGGCGCCCCGGUGACCUAGAUCGGAUCGAUGAAUUAGACGAAAGCAGCCCGCUGGGAAUCGCGAUGCACCACGAGGGUCCAUUUCAGGCUGUGUCGACAGUGGUAGGCAAGGUGCCACCGACAAUGCCGGGUCGGAUCUCAGGUCAUCCCCCGCCACGAACCCAGAAGGUUCAGAACCGCACCUCUCUGAGCAUCAAGCCUGGGCAAAUUAUGCCGGCCAGCUUUUUCUACACGCCGAUAUCUCAGCCGCUCACGCGGCCGCCGCCGAUUCCUCAAGUACCGGUCGCGGGGCCGUCGACCUUUCGUCAGGAUCCGCCGAACAUUUUACAGAAUCAACCCGUAUGGAAUAAUCAAUCCAACCUUUCGGUUGUUCGUUCCUCCGAUGUCCUGCAGCACCCAGUAGAGAGUCCUGCUGGGCGGGAAUCUCUCUAUUCAGAUGAUUAUGCUGAUGCAUAUGGUGGAAUCGAGGAAGUGCCCGCUGAGAUACCCGCUGCGAUACCCGAACCUAGAGUGCACCCGAAUGUGCCGCCGCCACCCCAAGCCCAAGCCCACGCGCCUAACAACUGGGGACCAGCACCCAGUCGAAUUCCACCGCCAUGGGUGCAAUCUCCACCGUCGAAUCCUAGACAACCACUUCCUGCCACUUCUGAUGGAAGUGGCGUACUGGGACGACCCGAUCCUCACCAAUUCCAGGCCCACUACGGCAACCGACGCAGUUCAGUCAAGGCCCGCACACAGCCCCAUUCGGUGCGGAUGCCUGAGCAGCGCAUUCCGCAGCCGCCGGUGGUCCGUCCCCAGCGCGAUCCGCACGAACAUUACCACGCGGUCUUUGCCGAAUCUGUGCGGGAGCGGGACCAGCAGUCUAUCGCACCCACCACUGCUUCGGGUCGCCGGGGCCCUCUGCCGCACCACCUGCCGAGGGCUCUUGUGAUGCCUGCACCGCUCCAGCAGAGGCCCAAUCCCCCGAGCGCGGACUAUCGUGACAGUCCCGCCUCUGGCGCCGGCCCGCAAGCCUUGACACGGGCACACACGAUUCAGAUGGACGGAUCGCGGCAUCUUCUGAGGAAGCGGUCGAAUGUGCAGCAACCGAUGAACGUGCAGAUAGAGGAGCCGUUCAAACCGCGAUACAUGGCGCCGCCACCGACUAAUGCUGUUGUGCUGGACGACCGGAAGAAACCGAAGAGACUGUUGAGUAAGAGGCGAUGA
Molecule: messenger RNA, 2070 nt
Organism: Mycena citricolor
Lineage: Eukaryota; Fungi; Basidiomycota; Agaricomycetes; Agaricales; Mycenaceae
Source: the annotation of a GenBank genome assembly